Messenger RNA from Alnus glutinosa, 609 nucleotides. Its product is annotated as ankyrin repeat-containing protein BDA1-like. The transcript has a single exon. Gene Ontology annotation, molecular function: protein binding. The record is from RefSeq and is a predicted model, not a curated record. Bases 1 to 609 code for a protein of 202 amino acids. Lineage: Eukaryota; Viridiplantae; Streptophyta; Magnoliopsida; Fagales; Betulaceae.
AUGGAUCACAAUCUGAGGGAUGCUUCUGAACAAGGAGACAUUGACGCCUUAUACAAGUUGAUUGCAAUGGACGCAAGAGUUUUGGACAAGAUCGAUGAGAUUCCAUUUGUUGAGACCCCUUUACACAUAGCAGCAGCUGCAGGACAGACCCAAUUUGCCAUGGAGAUGAUGAUGUUAAAGCCAUCAUUUGCUAGGAAGCUCAACCCAAAUGGUUUCACCCCAUUGCUCGUUGCAAUGCAUAAUAACCAAACCCUGUUGGUGCGCGAGCUACUUGCUGUUCAUAAGGACCUUGUCUGUGAACAAGGAAGGGGUGGCGUGAAUCCUUUACAUUAUGCAGCUCAAACAGGAAACCUCUUUCUGUUGGGCACAUUUUUAGCAGUCUGCCCCAAUUCUAUUGAAGAAGUGACCAGUCAAAGCGAGACUGCUCUACAUAUUGCACUGAAAAAUGACAAGUUAGAUGCUUUUCAGCUCCUGGUUGGAUGGCUUCGGCGGGCCGUGUUUAAAAACGCGGCAUUCUGGGAGAAGAGGAUACUGAAUUGGCUGGAUUUGAACGGUAACAGUGUGUUGCACAUUGCAGCAUCCAAAAAUGAACCCCAGGCAAGUUCUUAA